Panicum virgatum (switchgrass) is the source of this 2405-nucleotide messenger RNA. Its product is annotated as probable serine/threonine-protein kinase At1g54610. The transcript has 2 exons. The record is from RefSeq and is a predicted model, not a curated record. NCBI's taxonomy places the organism in Eukaryota, Viridiplantae, Streptophyta, Magnoliopsida, Poales, Poaceae. The coding region runs from base 785 to 1273 and encodes 162 amino acids.
GGACCCAAGAGGCGGAGGCUGCAGCAGGGGCGAGGACCGUGGCGCAACGGCAUCGAGCGGCGUCGCGCGGAGGCGGCUCGUAGGGUGCGGCGCAGAAGCUGCGCCGGCGUCGAGCAUCUGGGCGAGGCGGCAGACCCAAGCGGCGGAGGCUGCAGCGGCAACGAGGAGCGUAGCGCAGCGGCACCGAACGACGGCGCGCGGAGGCGGCUCGCAGAGGGCGGCGCAGAAGCUGCGACAGCGUCGAGCAGUUGAGGCGCGGAGGCGGCGGCAACAUCAAGCAUCGGGGCGAGGAGGACCUCAACCCCUGUCGGCGUGCGGCGGACCUCGAGCGCGGUGGCGCAUGGCAGCCCCCGACCCCCGGCGGCGGCGACGUGUCCCGGCGUCUGCGUGACGGCGACGGGCCCAGCGGUGCGGGGCGGCCCCUGUUUCCCAGCGGCUCGUGUCGACCCUUGACCCCCAGGAGCGCGGUGACAGGAGACUCACUGCGGCCCCUGGUGGUUCGCAGAUCUGGCGGCGCCGUGACGGGCAACCCGGUGAUGCUCAGAUCUGAUGGCUCUGCAGCGCGUCGUGCGAGACCCGUUGGCGCGCGGCGAGAUGACGGACGUGCGUGGAGAGCACGGAUGGCGCCGGCGCUGGCCACACCCUGCACGACAGCAGCGCCCCCGAGAUCCUGUUCUAUGACGGCCAUGAUAGCGGGUAUGGUACAUUACUCUGCUCAGUUGUUAUUCCAGUUUCAUGUAUCGUUCCUAAUCUUUGCUCUGCGUCUGUUUUUUUAUUUUAUUCCAUGCAUUUGUCUUCGGCAUGGAGCUUACAGAUGGAUACGAUUUGUUUUGCUGGCUGCAUGCCCAACCAUGCGUUCCGCCUCCUCGCCACGCUCCUCUCCCUCGACCCCGCCGGCCGCGGCACCACCGCCGCCGCCCUCGACGCUGAGUACUUCACCACGGCGACGACGUACGCAUGCGACCCAGCGAGCCUGCCCAAGUACGCGCCCAACAUAGAGAUGGAUGCCAAGCUCCGGGAAGAUUCUAGGAGGAGCAACGCCCGGACCCACGCCGGCGAGGCGGCCGGCAAGCGGGCACACGAGCAUGCAGCUGCAGGACACGAACCAGAGCCACGUGCACACCGAGGAAUUGCUGCCUGUUGUGGCCGGAGAUGGUGGUGCGGCGGCGAGGGACUAUGGCAAGGCAUGACUGUUCGUCGACCUAGAGCCCGUGCCGACCUGCAGAACCACGACCAGCACAUCUGCGCGAGCUGGCCGGUGGUAAUGGUUUAAGAGAGGUGCCUUUCUGAUUCACAAACUAGAAUGAAAUUCUCUGAAAUCGCCAUGACCAACUGCUAUUGCAUUGGAUCCUUGUUGUUUAUUACAGGAAGCAAGAAGGAGCAUCACUGAUGUUCUUUUUAAAUUCAUGUGUUUUAGGAUUUAAAUUUGAAAUUCUCAGCUUUCUAUGCCCGCACAAAGCGGCUUCUAUGCCUGCAUGUAGAGUUUUCUUUUACUGCAUGCAGUGGGAUCUAUGACCGCACGUAGCAGCUUCUGUAUCUAUGUGGUGGAGUUUUCUAUGACUUCACACAGAAGUUUCUAUGUUGUUAUAUUCAAAAUUGAAAAGGGUAGUAAGGUAUUGGUCAUAGAAGAUGGUACUGCUAACCAUAGAUAGGGUUUCCUAUGCACGGGGUAAUUAACUAUGAUGUGGUGAGUAUAUAAUCAUGUAGAUACAAGUAAGAGAGUGUUAAAAGUCUAGUUCUAUGAUUGUUUGCCCUGUCUUCUAUGAUCGCGACCAGACCUGGAGCGGCGACUCUGGGGUCCUUGAACCUCGUCGCAGAGACCCCGGCCAGAGAUCUAUGCACCAUUGCAAGGCCAGAGAUCUAUGCAAGGCCAACGAUCUAUGUUUUAUUUGAUUAAUUGAUGUCUGCAAGGCCAGAGAUAUUGUAACUAACCACUAAUUUUUGGGAAACAAUCAUGAGAUCUAGUGAUUUUGUUUGUUGAUUGGUUGUGCAUGUAAAAUGUUUUGACCAAAUUCUCCCAAGGCUACAGAUGCUGUGUGUUUUCAAAUAUAUUUGAUUUGAUUUCUAAACCUUUGAGGUGUCUAUGACAACGAUGUUAUGUUUUUAUACAAGUUGAGUAUACAAUUCAAGGUGAAUAUAGAUUUAUAUGCUCGAGUCUUAAAGAUUCUAUGUGCUGGAAUGCUCCACGAAACCUCUGCGCAUUCAAAAUUUAAAUUUGUAGCAAAAGAAUUUCAAAUUUGUAGCAAAAGGUUGACAGGCGUACUAUGUGAAGGAUCCAUACAUGUAUUUCUACCGUACUUUGGCUAAGCUUCUAUGAUCUGAAAUCAUCAACAAAUUGUUGGACUGUGUUCCUACGCUCUUUCGGCUAAGCUUCUAUGAUAUGAGAUCAUGAACAAAUUGGACUG